CAGGUCAAGUGUUACCUGAAUGGCGCCAAGGUGUCCCGCGUGGUGAGGAUCAAGACCCUGAUGAGCAAGGCCGUGGGGGUGACCUUCUCUGUGCUGGGAGGCCGGGCCGUGGGGAAGGUCAGGUCGUGGGCAAGGUCUGUGGCCGUGAGCUGACCACCAAGAUGCUGCUGCCCACGGUGCCGGCCAUGGCCAAGGGCAGGGUGGCCAGGACUACAGAUGAUGGGCCACUCCUAGACAAAGAGGACCUGGACACACUGUUCUGCGGCACCAGCAGCAGCAGCCUGCACAUCCAUGGCCUGCAGGAGGAGGACGAGGGGACGUACAGGUGCCGGGCGGAGAACAGGGACCUGGACACACUGUUCUGCGGCACCAGCAGCAGCAGCCUGCACAUCCAUGGCCUGCAGGAGGAGGACGAGGGGACGUACAGGUGCCGGGCGGAGAACAGGGAGGACUCGCUCGACGCCGUGGCCCACAUACAGGUCCAAGUUGCUCCGAGGUUUCUGAGGCAGCCGGCCAACGCUCUCGCCUAUGAGAAGGAGAACGUGGAGCUGGAGUGCAGCGUGUACAGCCAGCCAGAGCCCUCGCUCCACUGGCUCAAGAACGGCGAGCUGCUGGUGGAGACGGAAUACCUUCAGAGUGUGAGCGGCAACAACCUGUAGAUCCUUGGCCUGGUGCGCCAGGAGGACUCCGGGAUGUACCAGUGUGUGGCGCACAGCUCGCCGGGGACGCCCAGCUGUGUGUCCUUGAGUCAAGUAAGCAGCGGUGCCGUGCGGGACAGACACUGUUCACACUGUAGCCCUUUGUUUGCAUUCAUGAGUACUGAUGUAGUGUUGUCUGCAUUGGACACAGGCAGUGACUAGUCCAGAUAAUUCCAGGUUGCUAAUAAGCCCAGACGCAAACAUUUACAAGGUUACUGAAUGUAUUCCAAUGUUUCUGGCGGGCAGCUGCAGCCGCUGGUACAGACGCUGCAGUUUUAAAAAGUGUACAUUACCCAAGUUAUUGAUGUUGAUGCAUGUGAUUUUCUUAGCAUGGCUGUAAGCAUAACCCUUUGUUGUGUUUAUUAUUCCUUGAAGACUGAAUAAAAUGCAUAGAUUACACUGUGGGCAAAGCACACGUCUCCAGUAAUGUGUUCAUAUUUGAUUGUCCUGAAGUUUGGAGAUAUCAAAGCCGGUGCUGAGAGUUACUGACUCACUAAAAUGUGAUUUACCCGAGAAUGACUAUUUUGUUGUGGUAUUUUGAUAAUAAGUUGUCUGGGCUCACCUCCA
Messenger RNA from Eriocheir sinensis (Chinese mitten crab), 1265 nucleotides. RefSeq names its product neogenin-like. The record is from RefSeq and is a predicted model, not a curated record. Gene Ontology annotation, molecular function: cell-cell adhesion mediator activity. The transcript is spliced from 5 exons. NCBI's taxonomy places the organism in Eukaryota, Metazoa, Arthropoda, Malacostraca, Decapoda, Varunidae. Gene Ontology annotation, cellular component: axon; plasma membrane. Gene Ontology annotation, biological process: dendrite self-avoidance; homophilic cell-cell adhesion; axon guidance. The coding region runs from base 162 to 659 and encodes 165 amino acids.